Molecule: messenger RNA, 477 nt
Organism: Protopolystoma xenopodis
Lineage: Eukaryota; Metazoa; Platyhelminthes; Monogenea; Polystomatidea; Polystomatidae
Source: the annotation of a GenBank genome assembly
AUGUUUACCAGCUUUUCCGAGAUAGAAAACACACCAGCUUCUUCGUCUUCUUUGGCUGCCGACCUAUUUGGCAAUGAACACACUGACGGCCGUGGAAAAUCCAGUAUUGACGGUCAAAAUCAAGAUGAAGAGAUCAGAGGGGCUUCAGCUUCAGAACGCCGUGAAACCGGCGAACGAUAUGGUACCAUCGAAAUGCAGAGCCGUGAAAGUCGCACGCAAUCAUAUCCAAAGCCAACUGACGAGCAAGAUCGUAAAGCAAGAAAGCAGCAUAGAAUGAAGCCACUUGAUGAGCAGUAUAGAGUUUUUAAGAGCCUUGAAGAUCCUCAAAAAGUGAGGAAAAAAGGGGAACAUACUGAAGCGGAAGAUGAGAUGAAAGAGAGUGAGGAAGAAUCAGAGGGAGUGGAGGAUGAAGACGAGGACAUAAGUGGAUCGGAGCACAAAAGUGCAAUCAGCCAGACAUUUGAUGUUGAACAGUAG